Trichomycterus rosablanca is the source of this 637-nucleotide messenger RNA. It is a transcript of the gene dpm3, whose product is annotated as dolichyl-phosphate mannosyltransferase subunit 3, regulatory. Lineage: Eukaryota; Metazoa; Chordata; Actinopteri; Siluriformes; Trichomycteridae. Gene Ontology annotation, cellular component: endoplasmic reticulum membrane; dolichol-phosphate-mannose synthase complex. The coding region runs from base 271 to 549 and encodes 92 amino acids. The record is from RefSeq and is a predicted model, not a curated record. The transcript has 3 exons. Gene Ontology annotation, biological process: GPI anchor biosynthetic process.
AGUGCGUACAGGCCAACGGGCGCAAGCUUAAGCUGAACCCCUGUGAUCUUCGACCCCUCAGACGGCACUGCAUCAAGAACCGUCACUCAACAAUAGCUGAUAUAACCACAUGGAAGCGGCGUCAACUUCUCUGGGCUCGGAGGCAUCUAGGAUGGACCAUCACACAGUGGAAACACUAAAUCGCUUGGUCUCCUCGGUGACAAAACGCCUUUUAAGUGUGGUGAAAAGGAAUUACAACGUUACAAAGUGAGUCCUCAUAUCUCCAUCAUCAUGACCAAACUGCUGGAGUGGCUUCUGUGCGCAUCAGUGGUUGGAAUCGCAUGGGCACAAGUGACCUUUGAUCUGCUCGGCUUGCAGUUGCCUGCAGUGUACAAGGAAGUGGCCUGGCCCAUGCCCGUGUACCUGCUGGUGGUGUUUGGAUGCUAUUCACUGGCAACGGUCGGGUACAGAGUAGCCACGUUUAACGAUUGUGAGGAAGCGUCCAGAGAGCUCCAGACCCAGAUACAAGAGGCUAAAGCGGACUUGAAGAAGAAGGGACUGAAGAUGUGAUGGCUUUGUUUAAAUGGACUUGAUUAUCUGUCUUGAUGUCCUGUUACCAGACGUUGUGUCUCAGUGAAUAAACUUUUAUUUUGUAUAA